AUGCUUGGUAUCAACAAAUUUGUCCCGCGCUCAAAGCGCUCUAUGCUCAAUAGAAUACGUCGUCUUGUUUGUACUAUCUUUCCGGGCUCUUGUACGCGUAUUUAUCGCGCUUUUUGUAGCAACUGUUUAUCUUCUUUGCAUAACGUGAAACCUGUAUUUUUUCGGAAACUCCUUAGAGCAUCCUUUCAAGACAUUGUCAUAAAGCCUUAUACCCGAUGGGGAAGUUACGCAAUCGGCCUCUUCUUCGGCUGGCUCUUGGCUGCGCGUCCUCGGCCUUUGGCGAUCCUAACUUGUCGAGCCCAUCGCACUGUGGUGCUCAUCGCUUUGGCCUCAGCCUCUGUGUUUUGUCUGUCCACAGUGUACGGUCUGUACGGCGUGACUAGCGGUCGUCAAGCUGCUUUGCCCACCUGGCUGGCUGCCCUCUACACCGCUGUCCAUCGGCCGGUGUUUACCCUUGGAGUGGCAAUUGUUGUAUAUUUGUGCGCUACCGGACAUGCGCGUGAGUUUAUGCGGUUGGCAACCACUUGCUAUCUAUUUGACUUACUCCCAACACAGCAUAAAAAUCGGGCACUCCGAAACCCAUAG
Dicrocoelium dendriticum is the source of this 585-nucleotide messenger RNA. Lineage: Eukaryota; Metazoa; Platyhelminthes; Trematoda; Plagiorchiida; Dicrocoeliidae. The record is from the annotation of a GenBank genome assembly.